Molecule: messenger RNA, 8141 nt
Organism: Columba livia (rock pigeon)
Lineage: Eukaryota; Metazoa; Chordata; Aves; Columbiformes; Columbidae
Gene: GDA
Product: guanine deaminase
Exons: 14
Coding region: 136-1488 (450 amino acids)
Biological process (GO): guanine catabolic process
Cellular component (GO): cytosol
Molecular function (GO): zinc ion binding; guanine deaminase activity
Source: RefSeq, a predicted model, not a curated record
GGUGACAGCUCCAGGAAGCCGCCGGCGGUACCGGGAGACACAGAGCGGGGACAGCCCGCUGGGUGGCAGCUCCCAGCCGCCUCCGUCACCACGAAGCGAGCCCCGCCGACGGCCGCCAGCCCACUCGCCGCUGCCAUGGGCUCCCCGCAGCGCCCGCCGCUCGCCCACGUCUUCAGGGGGACCUUCGUGCACUCCAGCCCCGCCGCGCCCAUGGAGAUCCUCCACCGACACCUCCUGGGGGUGGACGAGAGCGGGACGAUUGUGUUUUUGGAACAAACUGAUCAGCAAGAGCAACUGGCUAAGAAGUGGGGAUUCAAAACGUCUGACAUAAGAGAACUGAGUAACCAUGAAUUCUUCAUGCCAGGAAUGGUUGAUACACACAUUCAUGCCCCUCAGUAUUCAUUUACUGGUACGAGAGUAGAUCUACCUCUUUUGCAGUGGUUGACUACCUACACUUUCCCAACAGAAGCCAAAUACAAAGACAGUGAUUUUGCAGAAGAAGUGUACACCAGAGUUGUUAGACGAACCCUAAAGAAUGGCACGACUACAGCUUGUUACUUUGCAACAAUUUACACAGAUACUUCUCUUCUCCUUGCUGAAAUUAUAGAUAAAUUUGGUCAACGAGCAUUUGUUGGAAAAGUCUGCAUGGAUAUGAAUGACAGUGUGCCACAAUACAAAGAGAUUACUGCUGAGUCUGUCCACGAGACAGAAAGGUUUGUUAAAGAACUACUGGAAAAAAAAUAUCCAAGAGUACAACCUGUAAUAACCCCCCGCUUUGGCCCUUCCUGCACAGAAGAUUUGCUGUGUGCACUUGGUGAUUUAGCACAGGCUCAUGAUCUCCUUGUGCAGAGUCACAUAAGUGAGAAUGAAGAAGAAGUCAAACUUGUGGAGAAUAUGUUUCCUGCCUACCAAAAUUACACUGAAUUGUAUGAUAAAAACAAGCUGCUUACUAGCAAGACGGUGAUGGCUCAUGCUUGUUAUCUUUCUGAAGAAGAGCUGAAACUUUUUAGUCUUCGUGGAGCUGCUAUUUCACAUUGCCCCAAUUCUAAUUUUUCGUUGCGCACUGGCGUCUUAAAUGUGAAAAAGGUCCUGAAACACAACGUGAAGCUUGGCCUUGGCACAGAUGUUGCUGGUGGAUAUUCAGCUUCUAUGCUUGAUGCCAUCAGGAAAACAAUGAUAGCAUCUAAUAGCCUUCAGAUCAAUAAAGUGAAUGAAACAGGACUAACUCUUGAAGAAGCUUUUCAACUAGCCACUCUAGGAGGAAGCCAAGCUCUAGGACUAGACGACGUGAUUGGAAACUUUGAGGUCGGGAAAGAAUUUGAUGCACUGCUAAUCAACACAAAGGCUUCAGACAGCCCUUUUGACUUGUUCUCUGCUGAUAAUUUUGAGGACACUCUCCAGAAGUUCCUGUAUCUAGGUGACGAUCGGAAUAUUUCUGAAGUGUAUGUGGCUGGAAAGCAAGUGGUUCCUUUUUCAAGUUCAGUAUAAAUUAAUUUCCUUUUUGCAAGUGCUCUGCUGAUCUUUCUGCAUCUGAUUUGGAAAAGAUUGGUUAAACACAGUGCCUGAUCAUCAGGAAUGACACAUAAUUUUUGUUUCAUGUUUCAAAAUUUGCAAACAUUGGAAAUUUUCUUAGAUAUUUCUAAAAUUACUUUACCAGAAUUGUCACAGUUCUAGAGGAAAUUAAUAUUUAAAUUUAUCUGUAAACAUCAUGUGUGUGCAUUGAUAAGGGAUUUGGUAAAUACCUUAGUUAAAUAGGACACCUGCUGUUCCUUUUAAUAAUAGUGUAAGAAGUAUUACGAAGAGUAAUGAGACUCUCAUUGUCUGUAAUGCAUCUGAAUUUAAAGAAAGCCAGUGCUAGUAAAUUGAUUUUUGAAGAUAAUUAAUAACAGGGCAGAAUGCAAUUUCCAUAAUAUUAUCACCAAGUGUGGAACAAUUGUUGACAUUUUGAGGCAUUUAGAACAUUUUUCAGUUUUCUUUAGGUGCUUUUUUAAAAGUAAUUAUCUCUUUUAUUUUUUUUUUUUAAGAGAAAUUACAGAAGAAGGGUGUAUUUAUGAAUAAAUAAGGGUCCUUUUUAUCAAAGAGUUCAGAUAUGUUGUUCGCAGUCAGAAGAGAACUGGUGGAAGAACCAAAUAAAAAAUGUGGCAUUAGUCAGAGGGAGGUGGGCUGGGAGAGUGGAAAGGCUGCAUCAUUCCAUGAUGUUGACAGCUGAAACUGCAUUUCUGCAGAUUUUCCAUCUAAGUCUAGAUCUUCCACCAGUUCCCUACCCACUGCAUUGAAUUACCUUCAGCUGAACCACAGCUGAAUGGAUCUUGUGUUAAAUCAGAAGCAGGCACUAAGAUAUCUGAGUGGGCUACUUGAUGGCAAAAAAAUGAAGAGGAUUUUCUGGAGUAGAGGCACUACUUCAUCUAGGUCAGCCUCCUGCAGAACCUUCCCAAGCUUGUUGGCUCCUGACUGCUCAGACAGGAUAUGAUGUCCCUUCUACUUUCUCUAAGGGAAGUGAGUAGGUUUAAAAAAAAUCCAAGAGAAAUGGGCUAUUUCUGGCCAGUACCACCUUUGGCUUGAGGCAGAAAUCCUUGCUGGAAAAAGCAGCUCAGCUUUACAGUGAUCUACUGUGUCUUUCAAUGUGACAAUCAAAAUUCUAGCUCUGUACAAUUCCAGGUAAAAAAAUGUGCCCUUUUUGCUUUGAAAUGUUGUAACACAACACAAAGGUUCUAAGCUUUAAUUUCAGCAUCAAUUGAGACAACAUUGUAUUGAGUUACUACAAACAUGCACUGAAUAUGGUUUUAAGGCCUGCUUCAAACUCCUUUGAUUUCACUAAGCUUUGUUUCACACUUUUAUCACAGUGCCUGGUCAUAUAAAGGCACAGAACUUUCCUCUGUUCACAAAACAAGGGAGGUCACUGCACCAAAGUCUCACUUCUUGUCUCAUUAUGAGAGUGUGCUUGGCCCAAUGUUGCUGAUAACUUUCUGAUUUUAAGGGGAUUUUCAGAGCUCACAUACCAUUAUGGUUAUGCAUACAUGAGCCAGUAUAGCAUCAAGUGGAAGUGUAAAGGCUAGCUCAGGCACUUAAAGCAGUACAGUCUUUUCAGUGUGUGUAGGUUUUUUUUUUUUUUUUUUGUUUCCUUGUGGUUUUUUUUUUUCAUUUGUUUAAUUUUGUUUUUUUGUGGGUUUUGUUUCUUUGUUUAUUUUUGUUUGUUUGUUUGUUUCUUUCUUUCUUUUACUGGAGCUGAGUAUCCCUGCUGAAGAGCAGAGGAUAUUUAUUGGCUUGCAGACACCACUCAUGGAGAGCCAGCUCAGGUGUCAUCACAGGGCACUGUACUAUGCUGUGUUUUUGCAAGUACAGCCUUUGUGUCCAAUUGGCUUUAGGAGUCAAGACUUAAUGAUUAGGCUUUCCACAUUCUAUCAGGGUGUUUUCUUAAACAUUUUGUUUUUCAUGUGUCCCGGUCUCCUACACAGUAGCACACUUGAUUGGCAAAUAGAAUCUUCAGCUCUUUAACUUGGUUUCCUGAUUCAGGGAGUAUAUUUCCUCAUGAAUUUUGACAGGAAUUUAACUGACCAAAUUUCACUUUCCAAAACCAAAGAUUUGUGAGACACAUUUCAAUCCUCCCAGUUACUGUUUGAAACUAUUUUUAGAGAUUUGCAUGGUUUUCGGCUUUGGUUUUCCUACAAGAAUGUUUUCUGGGGCAGAGAAAGAUUACACAGCCUUGUGUGCAAUAUGUGUUUGUGCUUAGCUUCACUUCCGGAGCUAUGAAUUAAAUCAACGCUUUUAUUUUAGUGGUAGUCUUAACUGUCUCUGCCUUUGUUGUUUCCCUACUAUUUUGUAGUGUUGUUAAGAAUGGGAUUCAGCAUUUCUUCUUAAUAGAUUCAUAGGGAAGGAGGUGUUGCUUAUUUGCAAACUGGAAAUUCAGAAAAACUUUAACAAGUCCAACACUAUACUGCUGGCCCAGUUAUAACGGGACUCCCUAGGAUAACUGCUGCCAAUGAGCUUUGUGUCUGAGUGUUGGCUGCAUCAUGAAUAAUUUGAUUCUUCUUAAAUUCAGGCACAAGGUAGGAACUCAGCCUUCUGAUUGCUUUCUGAUUACCUCUACUACUGUCUAGUGCUCAGACUUAAAAAAGGAGAGUCUGCUUUAAGAACUUCAGCUGGCAGAGGAGCUCUGUCUGCAGGUAGUGCUAUGGGCUGCCCACACCACCCUGCAGUGCCUGAGACCCGGAGGACCGAGGAUGACCAAGAUGGAUAGCGUUAGGCUAAACGCUGAGGUGCUUAGAAGGUAAAUGAAAGAAGCCUGAAUUUGGUGUGAGAGGAAGCCAGUGGAGGAAUUAAUAUAACAAGUAAACCAGGAGGUACUUUAAACAGCAACUGAAAUAGAAUUGAACAGAGAAAGACUGUAAUGACAGAAAAAAAGGUUGAAGUGGAAUUCUCUGAGGUAGUCCCAAAAGUUUGUUCAGUGGAAAAUGGCUUAGCCACAGAAAUUUUAAGGUUUUUAUGAGAUACAGAGAAUGUAGUAACCCAGCUUCUCUGAAGCAAUUUUGGAAAAGUCACUGAGGAUGGCACUGUUAAGUUUUGGUGCUUGUAACUCUGGUUAUGUGUAGAUUGCCAAGAUAACUUUGUGCAGCAUGGGAGGAUCAGUAGAUGAAAGAUGUUACUGCUGAGGCUCAUACCUCUGCACUAUAUGCAGCUUAAGACUACAUAUAGUCUGCUUGCUUGGAUGAAAGACACUUCUGCAUAUGCAGUUUGAAGCAGGUCAAAUAAUUCGUUUGGAUACUUAAUGUCUCUUUGGGAGGCUGGAGCAUAUUUGGCAUGCAGCUGGGCCUCCAGUGUAGUUUCCUCUAAAAUAAACGUAAUCCUUGCAUACCAAAGCCACCCUGCAUAUUGAAGAAGGAAGGAUGAUUGAGAAUUCAGUUCAGAACAGCACUAUUGUCUCAAACCAAAAUGUUAAUGGAGGCCAGCACUUGGACUAUUCCCCCUCCAUGCUCAUUGUCACAAAACUUAGUAGCUAAAGACAAAUUAAAGCAACCUCCUUUCCUCUUCUUUCCUCUUCCAAACAACAACAGGCAACCAGAUACUAAGGAGAGAUGAAUAAGUGAAAGAAAAGAAAGGGAUAAUUUUCAGUCAGUGUAAACUGACACACUGCUCCUGACUUAAGAUAAAACCUCUGGAGAAAUGUGCACACAACUGUUUCCAGAUGUCACUGCCAGUUAGUUCUCUUGCCAGAUUGUGGAUGAGAUCUUUGUUUCUUAAUGUGUCUUUGGGUUCAAUGUUAGCACACCAUUCAGUCAAAGAAAAUAAAACUGUAUUUUGUGGAAAUCUUGCUUAUUGGGACAAUAUGCUUAAUGUGCUCUAUGUUCAGAUGAUAACUUAUUUAUUAUAAAUGGAAUGUAUUUGAAUGACUGUUAUAUGUUGAUCUCAUUGUGUCACUUUAGGUUUUGAUUAUUAAUGAAAUGCUAGUAAGUAUCGCCUAUGCAUUAUGCAGCAUUAUUUGAAUUAUUCAUAUGUGGCAAGUGGAAUUCUGCACUUUAAAAUGCUGCCUUGGCCUCAUGUUUAUAUUUAUUCUGUGUUAUUUGUGCAAUCAAAAAGCUUCGAAGGGGAUAAAAUGUUUAUUUGUUCAUUAUACUGAAUAUUUUCAUUUUUGUAAGUGGAGUUUCUGUUAGAAACUAAGUAAUGUUAAAAUUACCCAGUUUAAACGUCUGUACUUGAUUAUACACUCUUGAAUGAAAAAAAUUAUUAUGGUUUUAUGAAAGCAAACAUGAAUAGUAAUGUUUUUAUUUAAAAAUGUUUACAGAGAAAUAGAUUUUUUUAAAAAAUGUAAUCAUGAUUAUACAAUGCAGAUUAGCAGAAGGUGAUAAUUCUUGCUAAAUAUCUACUGUUCUGCUGAGCAAAGGAGAAUGAAACUGGUUUUGAUUAUACACUUUAAAAGUAUUUGUGAGUCUUGGAAAAAAAAAAGCCCAAGUUCUUUCAAAGAAUACCAGAGUCUUAGAAGGAGACGAUAUUGACAACAUUACGCAGUCAAGCUGUUUAAAAAUAUUGUUUUAAACAUUUCCAGGGACGAUCCAUAACAGAUGUUAAGGUGGACAGCUUUUAAAGUACUGGAUUUGUUUGAAUAAAUGGUGCUGCCUUAUCUGCAACCUUGUGUGUAGCAGUGAUCAAGUAAUCUCUAAAAUGACAGUGUACAAGUAGGAGGCAUCUUAAAAAAAGCCAAGGGAUUUUGAAAAUUUGAGAAAGAGCUGGGGAAAAAAAUGCAUUUGAAAAGAGGUUUGAAAAGGGUGGUACCAGAAUACAAAAUAACGCAAAGUAGAAAGAAGCUAGGUCAGAGGAACUCAUAAAAAUAAGAUAUCAUGUCGAUUAAGUUUUAGGUGAGAAAUGCUCAGAAAAGAAAAUCUGCUUUCAGGCAGUGUUCUGUUAAAUCACAGACCUCAUUCUUCUGAAAGUCACUGAGGCCCAACAACUGUGCAGAUUUCCAAUGCAGUUACUUACAUGCUUAAUAAUACAUGCCUAAAAUAUCAUAGCUAAUCAUAACAUAAUAAUAUAGCACUUUUCAACCUCUCAACCUCUACUUCAGUAUUUAAAUCAAAAUUACCUGUAACAACUCCAGAAGAAAUCUAACUCAAGGGCAUGUUGUGCGUUAUCUCCAUGUGUCCUACGAAACAUUUGGCACUGGCCAGGACAGAAACUGAACUAAUCUAGCCCCGGGGAAGAAUCUCUGCUCCUGCAUGCCCCAAACGUCAUCCCCAGUCAUGUGCCUGGUGGCACAAUGAUGACUAAGUCCGACAGGGGAAGACGAGCACCUGGUGUGAUUACAGUAACUGAAAAUAAGCUAUAUUACAAAUCAGAUUGUUUUGAAGUUAAGCACACUGGAGAGGACACGGCGUGUUUUAAAUUACACAAGCAUAGGACUAAUAGUGAACUUCUGGGUAUUAGGAUCUUUGGCUUAAAGUUGGAGAUUUUUAAGCCCUUGUACUCUAUGUGCAACAGCUUGUGCUUCUCUGAACAAGGAAGCCAGCAAAUGACAUCUGCACUGCUCACUAUACAAAAACAACAGCAGCAAAAAUCAUUCUUGGGAAGCCAAGAGGACAUCAGCAACAUCAAAAACAAUCUGUUUUGUGAAGUUAAUAGAACUGUUAGUUUUUCUCAAAAGGUUGAGCAAUACUUUUGGAGGGCAGUUUCCUGGAAAUAUCAGUGGAAAUACUUUCUUGGAAAAUGUCCGGAAUCGGAGUGUGCUUUGACCGAUGGGGUCCCCUGUGGCUUCUGCAGAGGCAGCCACUCCUGUAGAAGUGAAUGCAAUAGUCAUGCCUAGACUCGCACUUCCUCCCCUGGUCAGGGCUUAGAAUUGUGUAUUUGCUUUAAUUCUGGAUUUAGUUUGUGGUCACUCAUACCCUUGUUUUUAUUUGAAAAUAACUAUGCUGAAUUAGUAGAGCUGGGAGAAGGAUAAGGCUAAAAGGCAGUCUCAACACCUGCCUGCCUAACAUUUCAACUCAAAAGAUUUGUCCCCAAGGUAGAUGUUGUUAUAUUUGCACAGCUCUUCAACUCGGUGAUUUGGCUUAAUGACUUGUGGCAGCUGGUAACAAUUAAACCCAGGCAAGCCCCGGAAGUAAACUGUGAGCAGCUGAUAAAAAGAGUGUGCCUAGGUGCAUUUAGGUACAAAAACUCCCUGAAGAUGAGUCUCCAGUAGAAGAGACCAGUGUUAGUGACAACUGAAGGCUUUGGUCUCUUGUAUUCUGUCUGGCCUUGUAGCUUCAGAGCUGGGUUGUGUGUUCCUUUAGCAGCUUUUUCUGAUGAAGCUUUUUAAAAAGCACUUGCAUAUACUCCUUGGCUGAGGGAGAUUGCAGCCCUUGCUUCAAGACAAGCCUUCUUUCCUCAAAGGAGGGUUCACAUCUCACUGGAGUAAGCUUUUCUGAUCCUGGCCCUUGGUUUUAUUCGCAUGUCUCCUGUUGUGCAUAGGCUCUGGUUCGUUUGUGAAAAAUGCUUAACUGGAGUUAACAUUGUUGAAUUUAUCCUUCCUGUUGUACUCGUGUAGUUUCAAGGAAGAACAAUGUAUUAGGAAAAAUGGCAUAUGUGAUAUCCACUGUUCUCCUUGGAUUUGAUCGUGUUAAAUGGGAACUCAUGUACUGUUGAAACAAAAUAAAGAGGCCUUGUGUUUACAGUAA